Messenger RNA from Symphalangus syndactylus (siamang), 4627 nucleotides. It is a transcript of the gene MAP3K14, whose product is annotated as mitogen-activated protein kinase kinase kinase 14. Gene Ontology annotation, biological process: protein phosphorylation; canonical NF-kappaB signal transduction. Gene Ontology annotation, molecular function: protein serine/threonine kinase activity; ATP binding. The record is from RefSeq and is a predicted model, not a curated record. NCBI's taxonomy places the organism in Eukaryota, Metazoa, Chordata, Mammalia, Primates, Hylobatidae.
GGACCGGGGCGGGGCGACCACGGGCCGGGAGCUCAGCGGUCGGCGGCCGGCGGCGGGAGAUCGCGGGCGAGCGGAGCGCAACACUCGCUUGGUUGGGGAGAUCGGCGCUUGGCCGGGUGAGCACAAGCCUGGGAGAUGGCAGUGAUGGAAAUGGCCUGCCCAGGCGCCCCUGGCUCAGCAGUGGGGCAGCAGAAGGAACUCCCCAAAGCCAAGGAGAAGACGCCGCCACUGGGGAAGAAACAGAGCUCCGUCUACAAGCUUGAGGCCGUGGAGAAGAGCCCUGUGUUCUGCGGAAAGUGGGAGAUCCUGAAUGACGUGAUUACCAAGGGCACAGCCAAGGAAGGCUCCGAGGCAGGGCCAGCUGCCAUCUCUAUCAUCGCCCAGGCUGAGUGUGAGAAUAGCCAAGAGUUCAGCCCCACCUUUUCAGAACGCAUUUUCAUCGCUGGGUCCAAACAGUACAGCCAGUCCGAGAGUCUUGAUCAGAUCCCCAACAAUGUGGCCCAUGCUACAGAGGGCAAAAUGGCCCGUGUGUGUUGGAAAGGAAAGCGUCGCAGCAAAGCCCGGAAGAAACGGAAGAAGAAGAGCUCAAAGUCCCUGGCUCAUGCAGGAGUGGCCUUGGCCAAACCCCUCCCCAGGACCCCUGAGCAGGAGAGCUGCACCAUCCCAGUGCAGGAGGAUGAGUCUCCACUCGGCGCCCCAUAUGUUAGAAACACCCCACAGUUCACCAAGCCUCUGAAGGAACCAGGCCUUGGGCAACUCUGUUUUAAGCAGCUUGGCGAGGGCCUACGGCCGGCUCUGCCUCGAUCGGAACUCCACAAACUGAUCAGCCCCUUGCAAUGUCUGAACCACGUGUGGAAACUGCACCACCCCCAGGACGGAAGCCCCCUGCCCCUGCCCACGCACCCCUUCCCCUAUAGCAGACUGCCUCAUCCCUUCCCAUUCCACCCUCUCCAGCCCUGGAAACCUCACCCUCUAGAGUCCUUCCUGGGCAAACUGGCCUGUGUAGACAGUCCGAAGCCCCUGCCUGGCCCACGCCUGGAGCCCAGCUGCCCGUCUCGUGGUGCCCGUGAGAAGUUUUCUGUGGAAGAAUACCUGGUGCAUGCUCUGCAAGGCAGCGUGAGCUCAGGCCAGGCCCACAGCCUGACCAGCCUGGCCAAGACCUGGGCAGCAGGGGGCUCCAGAUCCCGGGAGCCCAGCCCCCAAACUGAGGACAACGAGGGUGUCCUGCUCACUGAGAAACUCAAGCCAGUGGAUUAUGAGUACCGAGAAGAAGUCCACUGGGCCACGCACCAGCCCCGCCUGGGCAGAGGCUCCUUCGGAGAGGUGCACAGGAUGGAGGACAAGCAGACUGGCUUCCAGUGCGCUGUCAAAAAGGUGCGGCUGGAAGUAUUUCGGGCAGAGGAGCUGAUGGCGUGUGCAGGAUUGACCUCACCCAGAAUUGUCCCUUUGUAUGGAGCUGUGAGAGAAGGGCCUUGGGUCAGCAUCUUCAUGGAGCUGCUGGAAGGUGGCUCCCUGGGCCAGCUGGUCAAGGAGCAGGGCUGUCUCCCAGAAGACCGGGCCCUGUACUACCUGGGCCAGGCCCUGGAGGGGCUGGAAUACCUCCACUCGCGAAGGAUUCUGCAUGGGGACGUCAAAGCUGACAACGUGCUCCUGUCCAGCGAUGGGAGCCAUGCAGCCCUCUGCGACUUUGGCCAUGCUGUGUGUCUUCAACCUGAUGGCCUGGGGAAGUCCUUGCUCACAGGGGACUACAUCCCUGGCACAGAGACACACAUGGCUCCGGAGGUGGUGCUGGGCAGGCGCUGCGACGCCAAGGUGGACGUCUGGAGCAGCUGCUGCAUGAUGCUGCACAUGCUCAACGGCUGCCACCCCUGGACUCAGUUCUUCCGAGGUCCGCUCUGCCUCAAGAUUGCCAGCGAGCCUCCGCCUGUGAGGGAGAUCCCACCCUCCUGCGCCCCUCUCACAGCCCAGGCCAUCCAAGAGGGGCUGAGGAAAGAGCCCGUCCACCGUGUGUCUGCAGCAGAGCUGGGAGGGAAGGUGAACCGGGCACUACAGCAAGUGGGAGGUCUGAAGAGCCCUUGGAGGGGAGAAUAUAAAGAACCAAGACAUCCACCACCAGAUCAAGCCAAUUAUCACCAGACCCUCCGUGCCCAGCCGAGGGAGCUUUCGCCAAGGGCCCCAGGGCUCCGGCCAGCUGAGGAGACAACAGGCAGAGACCCUAAGCUCCAGCCUCCUCUCCCACCAGAGCCCCCAGAGCCAAACAAGUCUCCUCCCUUGACUUUGAGCAAGGAGGAGUCUGGGAUGUGGGAACCCUUACCUCUGUCCUCCCUGGAGCCAGCCCCUGCCAGAAACCCCAGCUCACCAGAGCGGAAAGCAACCUUCCCGGAGCAGGAGCUGCAGCAGCUGGAAAUAGGUAUGGGCAGCCGUGGCUGCAGUGGGGCCCUGAGCACUGGCCCUGGGCCACCCACGGAGGCCAGCGUUUCUCUUUACCUGCGGUGUGGGCUUUCUUCCAGCCCCUUCCCCAGCAGCUCAGCUUCUGCAGACUGUGCAGGAAGAACCCCUGAAAACACAGCCAGCCUCCUCCCAGUCUUUCACAGCCAUCUUCCACUUUUCCCUGCAGAAUUAUUCCUCAACAGCCUGUCCCAGCCAUUUUCUCUGGAGGAGCAGGAGCAAAUUCUCUCGUGCCUCAGCAUCGACAGCCUCUCCCUGUCAGAUGACAGCGAGAAGAACCCAUCAAAGGCCUCUCAAAGCUCGCGGGACACCCUGAGCUCAGGCGUACACUCCUGGAGCAGCCAGGCCGAGGCUCGAAGCUCCAGCUGGAACAUGGUGCUGGCCCGGGGGCGGCCCACUGACACCCCAAGCUAUUUCAAUGGUGUGAAAGUCCAAAUACAGUCUCUUAAUGGUGAACACCUGCACAUCCGGGAGUUCCACCGGGUCAAAGUGGGAGACAUCGCCACUGGCAUCAGCAGCCAGAUCCCAGCCGCAGCCUUCAGCUUGGUGACCAAAGACGGGCAGCCUGUUCGCUACGACAUGGAGGUGCCAGACUCGGGCAUCGACCUGCAGUGCACACUGGCCCCUGAUGGCAGCUUCGCCUGGAGCUGGAGGGUCAAGCAUGGCCAGCUGGAGAACAGGCCCUAACCCUGCCCUCCACCGCCGGCUCCACACUGCCGGAAGCAGCCUUCCUGUUCGGCGCAUGAUGCUGCCCUGAAACACAGGCUCAGCCGCUCCCAGGGAUCUGCCAGCCCCCGGCUCAGCAAUGGGACCAGGGCCCGGCAGCAGCAAGGUGGGGGCAAGCAGAACGCCUCCCAGGAUUUCCCACCUGAGUCCUGCCCCAUCCUGCUGAGAAAACACUCCGCCACGUGAAGAGACAGAGGAGGACGGCAGGAGUUACCUCGGGAAACAAACGGGAUCUUCUCUGCCCUGCUCCAGUCGAAUUGGCCUGACCCGCUUGGAUCAGUGACCAUUUGCUGGCAGACAGGGGAGAGCAGCUUCCAGCCUGGGUCAGAAGGGGUGGGCAAGCCCCUCGGCCCCUCACCCUCCAGGCUGGUAUGAGAGUGUCAAGUGUGUAAGGGCCCACACUCAGGUUCAGUGCAGAACCAGGUCAGCAGGUAUGCCCGCCCGUAGGUUAAGGGGGCCCUCUGACCCCCUUGCCUGGCCUCACCUGGCCAGCUCACCCCUGUUGGGUAUAGGGGAAAGGAAUGCCUGACCCUGGGAAGGCUCCCUGGUAGAAUACACCACUUUUCAGGUUGUUGCAACACAGGUCCUGAGGUGACCUCUGGUUCAGCCAAGGACCAAAGAAGGUGUGUAAGUGAAGUGGUUCUCAGUCCCCAGACACGUGCCCCUUUGCCGCUGGCUACCACUCUUCUCCAGAGCAGCAGGCCCCGAGCCCCUUCAGGCCCAGCACUGCCCCAGACUCGCUGGCACUCAGUUCCCUCAUCUGUAAAGGUGAAGGGUGAUGCAGGAUGUGCCUGACAGGAACAGUCUGUGAAUGGACAUGAUCACUGCUAAGGAAAGCAGCAGACAGAGACGCUCCAGCGCCCCAGCCCCACUAUCAGUGUCCAGCGUGCUGGUCCCCAGAGCACAGCUUAGCAGCACACUGACAUUCACCCUGCCCUGCCCCUGGCCAGAGGGUACUGCCGACGGCACUUUGCACUCUGAUGACCUCAAAGCACUUUCAUGGCUGCCCUCUGGCAGGGCAGGUCAGUGACUCUAGGAGCAUAGCAAGCCAGGAGAUGGGGUGACGGGACACAGUCUUGAGCUGUCCACAUGCAUGUGACUCCUCAAACCUCUUCCAGAUUUCUCUAAGAAUAGCACCCCCUUCCCCAUUGCCCCAGCUUAGCCUCUUCUCCCAGGGGAGCUACUCAGGACUCACGUAGCAUUAAAUCAGCUGUGAAUCGUCAGGGGGUGUCUGCUAGCCUCAACCUCCUGGGGCGGGGGAUGCCGAGACUCCUUGGGAGAAGCUUAUCCCCACGUCUUGCCAAGACGGCCUUUGUCCAGCUGUCCACAUCGAGCCAAACUGCUCCCAGGGAGAGAGCCCCAGCCCCCAGCACAUAAAGAACUGCAGCCUUGGUACUGCAGAGUCUGGGUUGUAGAGAACUCUGUAAGCAAUAAAGUUUGGGGUGAUGACAAA